Bemisia tabaci is the source of this 100-nucleotide messenger RNA. The record is from RefSeq and is a predicted model, not a curated record. NCBI's taxonomy places the organism in Eukaryota, Metazoa, Arthropoda, Insecta, Hemiptera, Aleyrodidae.
GGCAGCAAUAUGGUGUUAAUUAUUUUGACAUUUCCAGUCCGGUUUAGCCCAUCUAGAGUUUAAAACUUCCCAGCAGCCAUGGAACCAAUGGACGCCUCCG